Messenger RNA from Xylaria bambusicola, 1187 nucleotides. RefSeq names its product 40S ribosomal protein S2. Gene Ontology annotation, molecular function: structural constituent of ribosome; RNA binding. Gene Ontology annotation, biological process: translation. Gene Ontology annotation, cellular component: ribosome; cytosolic small ribosomal subunit. The record is from RefSeq and is a predicted model, not a curated record. Bases 132 to 923 code for a protein of 263 amino acids. Lineage: Eukaryota; Fungi; Ascomycota; Sordariomycetes; Xylariales; Xylariaceae. The transcript is spliced from 3 exons.
CCCCCUCCACCGCGAAAUUCCCCAAACCCAGCUUCAAAAAAGCCGGCACUAACCUCACAGCACAACAACAACCUCACCGUCGACGACCGUCCAUUCUCCCUUCUACUCACCACCCCAAUCCGAGCGACAACAUGGCUGAUCGAGGCGAUCGAGGCGGUGCCCGUGGAGGUUUCGGUUCCCGAGGUGACCGUGGCGGCGACAGAGGCCGUGGCCGUGGACGUGGACGUGGCCGCCGUGGAGGUCCCAAGGACAGCGACAAGGAAUGGAUGCCCGUCACCAAGCUCGGCCGUCUCGUGAAGAGCGGCAAGAUUAAGAGCAUGGAGGAGAUCUACCUGCACUCUCUCCCAAUCAAGGAGUACCAGAUUGUCGACCACUUCCUCCCCAAGCUCAAGGAUGAGGUCAUGAAGAUCAAGCCCGUCCAGAAGCAGACCCGUGCCGGUCAGCGAACCCGAUUCAAGGCCAUUGUUAUCAUUGGUGACUCCGAGGGCCACGUUGGUCUCGGUAUCAAGACUUCCAAGGAAGUCGCUACUGCUAUCCGUGCCGCUAUCAUCAUUGCCAAGCUGAGCGUUAUCCCCGUACGACGUGGUUACUGGGGUACCAACCUUGGUCUGCCUCACUCGCUCCCCGUCAAGGAGAGUGGAAAGUGCGGUUCCGUCACCGUCAGAUUGAUCCCCGCCCCUCGUGGUACCCAGAUCGUCGCCUCCCCCGCCGUCAAGCGUCUCCUCCAGCUCGCUGGUAUCGAGGAUGCCUACACAUCAUCUUCCGGCUCAACCAAGACUCUAGAGAACACCCUCAAGGCUACCUUUGCCGCCAUCUCCAACUGCUACGGUUUCCUGACCCCCGAGCUCUGGAAGGAGACGAAGCUUAUCCGCAGUCCCCUCGAGGAGUACGCGGACACCCUCCGUGAGGGCAAGAAAUACUAAAAAGGGAAAUUACGGGCAUACGGCGUGGAUCUCUUUUCGGGUUUUGUUAAUUUGCAUCGGUGCCGGGUGGGCAGGCAUCGCAUUGAGGUAGCAAAAUAAGCACCUAUCUUCUGACCAUCUGGUUUCUCUCCUUUUAGACAGUGUCCCUUUUGAUGACAUGUGCCUAUCAACGUUCUUAUUAGCCCACCAUUUGGGUAGGUGACUUUGUAACUGCCGCGGCUGGCUAGUUUGCAUUGAAUGCUGCUCUCAGUUCUGUGGAAGCAC